AUGGCAGCUUCUUCCAAUCCGACAGAAGAAAAUUGGCAUCCGUCCAGUCUUCUUGCAUAUGACGCACUCCCGGAUCACCAGGACUUUGACUCCAUAAUAUCUGAUGCAAAAUUCACCGCUGAUACUGGAACUGAUUUCUACGGCCGUAGUCUGACGAGUCGCAGAUAUGCCCUUGUUGGGGUGGCAUGCUCAAGCAUUUUCGGCUGCCUAUGCGUUGUUGCAGGCCUUGUCACUUUAGCCAAUCACGGAGUCUCAGGAGUAACCCCGACCAAGAUGGGCACUGACAAUUGGUUGUUACGCGUGCAAUGGGAGAUAGUGACCUUGCUAUUAACCUUAAUUGUCACGUUUUGCACCGAGUCUAUAGGCUUUGUACACGACAUCUCAUUGCGCUCUGCACUAGCCUCAGAGUCUCGACUUCGUUUCAACACCAAUCUGCGCCUUCUGACUGCAGCUCGUGGAUGGUAUAACCCCAACGGCGCCCUGCUCAAUGGUGUCUCGGCUGUCCUCCUCAUUAUCUCCUAUAGCUCUGCCGGCCUUGUCGUAUGUGUCGACUAUUCAGCCCCAACCCCAUCGCCAGAUUGGGUGCUUGAGACGGGCCUUGCCUUCGCAGGGUUACCUCUCCUCUUGUUGGGUGUCGCACUUCUUCUGCAGGUGGUGAUCGCAUUAUCAGGGAUGCGGGCUGCCAAAAUUUUGACGUGGAGCUCCUCGCCUUUUGACUUGACCGCUGCACUGGUCCACCACACGCAAUUGACCCCGGUUUCUUUCCGGUGCAUGCGUUCAUGCGCUGGAUGGGCCGGAGUCGUCUUGUAUAUCCAGGACAAUGACGCCGACAUGGGAGUGACCAACCCCGCGCAGCCGUGGUCGUUUUUGCCAACGCCCGACGAGCGUCCCGGUACCAUCGUGUAUAAUAUUUCGGGUUCCAAUCUUCAGGGGUGGAUUCUGAUCUUCUUCAACGUGGGAGUUUUCCAGGGGCCGUUGACACUCGGGCUGCAUUGCUCGGAGCUCAUCGCGAAUGUCAUUCGAGAUGAAAGGCAGUGGAGAUGCGCUACCGGGAGGAAAGGAAUUAGAAUGGCGACAAACCCGCUGAAGUCUAUUUUCACUCAUCCGAUCUGUCUCUUACUUUUCGUCGUGAAGCCUUUCUUGCACUGGAUGUUUGGGCUUGGGUUCAAUAUAGAUGUCACCGCCAGUGGCGAGCAACUACCAAGUUUGCAGGCUUCCAUGAGCAUUGCCCAGAUCUGGAACUUAUGUAUAGCGCUAGUUAUAUUCGCCUGUCUCUUCACUCUUGUCGCACUGCGCCGACCGCGUGGCCCACAGCCAGCCACAUACGGGCACCUCCAGACGCUCGCCAACCUCGUGGAUGAAUGGUCAACUGUGAUGUGGUGGGGCCACAAAGAGGACGGAAUCCCUUAUUGUCAUGCUGGGACGAGUGAUCAUCCGCUGCAGGAUGUGAAGAUGGACUGUGUUUAUGCUGGUUCCGGCGUCGAGCCCCCUGCAUCUGGCUCGUGA
Messenger RNA from Suillus clintonianus, 1506 nucleotides. RefSeq lists its product as uncharacterized. Lineage: Eukaryota; Fungi; Basidiomycota; Agaricomycetes; Boletales; Suillaceae. The transcript has 5 exons. The coding region runs from base 1 to 1506 and encodes 501 amino acids. The record is from RefSeq and is a predicted model, not a curated record.